This is a messenger RNA of Toxotes jaculatrix (banded archerfish), 1600 nucleotides long. RefSeq names its product peptidyl-prolyl cis-trans isomerase FKBP1A-like. The record is from RefSeq and is a predicted model, not a curated record. The coding region runs from base 102 to 425 and encodes 107 amino acids. Lineage: Eukaryota; Metazoa; Chordata; Actinopteri; Toxotidae. The transcript is spliced from 4 exons. Gene Ontology annotation, molecular function: peptidyl-prolyl cis-trans isomerase activity.
CAUGUGAGACAUGUUACGCUGAACGGACCGACCCCUUUUACAUGUGACUGAAGUCGCACAGGGAGCCGCAGGAAGCGUCUGAGAGCUGCACGGAAAGAACAAUGGGAGUUCAAGUGGAUACCAUAAGACCAGGAGACGGAGCGACUUUUCCGCAAAGAGGGAGGACUGUUACCGUGCACUACGUUGGCACGCUGACAAAUGGGAAAAAGUUCGACUCCUCCAGGGACCGGGGCGAGCCCUUCCAGUUCAAACUUGGAGCGGGCGAAGUAAUUCGUGGUUGGGAUGAAGGUGUAGCUCAGAUGAGCCUUGGCCAGGUGGCCAGGUUGACCUGCACGCCGGACUUUGCAUACGGCAGCAGAGGAUACCCACCCAUCAUCCCAGCAAAUGCCACUCUCGUCUUUGAAGUGGAGCUUCUUAAAUGUUGAGUGUUUAAGGCGAAGGUUGCCCUCCUGAUUUUUUUCAUUCCACCCACAUCUUUGACACAAAUAACUGUUUAAUUAAAGGUGCUGUCAUUUAUACACAAGGACAAAUCAUUAUAGAAAUAAUUUUGAUAUCCUGAUAUAGUUGAGACAAAUGAGACCAUGCUAAUGCCAGUGGUAUUCUUGGUGCUAAGAUGACAGUCUUAAUCAAUCUUAAAGGAAUAACGUGACAUUAUGGGGAAAAUACUUAUUUGAUAUAUAUAUUUUUUGGUAGAGAGUAAUGUGAGAAUUAAUGGUUUCAGAUCAGCCUACCAAUACCUCUAAAGCUCGGUCAUUGAUACAUAAUAUUUUGUUUGCUUAAUCCAUCCAAAAAAGUGUCAUAAUGACGUGGUUUUAAAGGGGUGGGGGGGUGGUGUCUUGGGCAGUUUCUUGAGUGGGUGCAGUAACAGACUGGCUAGCUGUUUACUGUCUUUGUGCUACAGUUACAGCUACAAGUUCUGCUAAUCAGCUGCUGUCUGUAGCUUCAUGUUUACCAGGCAGACAUGGGUGGUAUCAGUCCUAUCCAGCUCUUAGCAAGAUAUUGUCCCCAAAAUGUCAAAUUAUCCCUAUAAAAUAAAUAAAUAAAAAUCCAACGUGUUGUUUAGUAAACUUCCAGGUUUAUUUGGCCUUUAUUCUUAUUUUUUCCUUUUGAAUAUUUGACACAUCCUUUAGUUAUAAAAUAGCACGAAAGAUACACAAAGGAAUAAGAGCAAAAAACAAUGGAACUUUAGAAAGAGUGAACCAGUGGCACUAAAUACAUGUUGGAGGAUGCCAGCCUUUUCAGUAUAUAUUGCAUUUUAUCAAAAAGUCACAUUUAACACCUUUUAAUAAACAGCUUAUUUGUUGUUUUUUCCCCCCAGCAUGAAUUUAUCCCUUAAAUUGUUCCAUUGAGUUGGCAGCUUAAACCUUUGACUCAGUGUAAAGAGACUUUGUAUUUGAUUUCUUUUCCAUCCUUACCUGUGUUGCCAUUUCUAAUAUUAGGAGCAGAUUUUGAAACCCAUUCCUUAAUACAAUACUCUUGGGUCUUUGUCGAGUUAUAGGCCUGAAGUGCUCUUGUAUUGUUUUAUUUCUUCAGUGUAUCAUCCAUUAGAAAUCGACUUGUGGGUAUUGCAUUCUUGCAUUAAAAAAAACAGGAUACUGUA